This is a messenger RNA of Lactuca sativa (garden lettuce), 2831 nucleotides long. RefSeq names its product glutamate receptor 1.2. Gene Ontology annotation, cellular component: membrane. The record is from RefSeq and is a predicted model, not a curated record. Gene Ontology annotation, molecular function: ligand-gated monoatomic ion channel activity. Lineage: Eukaryota; Viridiplantae; Streptophyta; Magnoliopsida; Asterales; Asteraceae.
UAGUAGUGUCAGUUAGCAACCUAUAUGCAUGAUAGUGGUAAUUGGUCGCUAUCAACAAGUUUGACGAAUUCUUUUCUUCUAUCGAACAAAACCCCUAAAAAACACUAAAGUCGUAUAAGAUUUUCACAACAUAUAACUGCGCAAGUAGUUCAGAACAAGCACCAAUCUGCAAAGCCGAUGAAUAGCGAGAAUAAAAUCAGCCUUUCCCUUCUAAUCCUCUUCUGCUUUCUAAACCGUGAAUUAUGGGCACAGUCCGUUCCAUCAGAAAACAAAAACUUCAACACAAACAACAACAUCGUAAUAAGCACUGGGAUCAUUCUAGACAUGGAGUCAUGGAUAGGCAAGUCCAUUCACAGGUGCAUUACCAUGGCCAUAUCUGAUUUUUAUGAUCUUAAUCACAGUUACAAAACAAGGAUAGUUGUUCACACUCGGGACUCUAAGGGAGAUCCAUUAAAAGCUCUGUCAGCUGUAGAUCAUCUUCUGAAAAACGUGAAGGUGCAGGCUAUCAUAGGCCCAGAAAUCUAUCUUCAAUCGAAGUUAUUAUCCUUGUUUGCUGAUAAAGCUCAAGUUCCUAUAUUUUCUUUUGCUGGUAGAUCCUCAAUGGAAUACCCAUACUUGUUCCAAAUCAAAGAAGAUGAAUCCACUAUGGCCAAAAGCAUUGCUUCCCUUAUGGAAUUAUAUAAAUGGAGGAAUGUUAUCUUUGUUCAUGAGGACACCGAUGAUGGGAGGGAGAUAUUACCUUAUCUGGCUGAGUCAUUCCAAGAUAAUAACAUCAAGAUCAGUUACACAAGUGCCAUUUCAUCAUCAGCCACGAUUCAUGAAAUCACGGAGGAGUUGCACAAGCUCAUGAAUUUUCAGACAACUAUCAUCAUCGUACAUAUGUCGCCUUCAUUAGCAUCCAACCUCUUCUUGAAUGCAAAAAGCUUAGGAAUGGUAACGGAAGAAUAUGCAUGGAUUUUAACUGAAAAAACAGUUGACCUCUUCCGUUCAACAAACUUUACAGUUAUUGAGUCAUUACAAGGGGCGAUAGGUUUUAGGCCGUAUGUUCCACCAUCAGUCAGGCUGCAUAACUUAACAGCGACAUGGCACAAUUUCUUUUACCGAAACUACCAUACCUCAUUGACGAAAGAAGUACCUGUGCCUGCCAUAUGGGCAUACGACACAAUCUGGGCGCUUGCUGAGUCUGUAGAGAAGGUUGGAGUCCCACAUAUUAAUAGUGGGACUUUGCUCUUGCAUGAAGUUUUUAAAACAAGAUUUAAGGGAAUAAGCGGUGAGUUUCAACUUAGUGAAGGAAAAAUAAGAUCCAAUGGAUAUGAGAUUAUGAAUGCCAUCGACAAUGGUGAGAAGAGAGUAGGAUAUUGGACACUAUCAGAAGGAAUCAGUCGAGGAUACCCAAUGAAUAACAGCGUCUAUCAAAACUCUACUCUAGGUCCUGAAGCUGUUAUCUGGCCCGGAGGGUCUACAACUGCUCCAAAAGGUUGGGUGUUGCGAGCAACUCCAAAUAAAAGGUUGAAAAUUGGUGUUCUGAAGAUUAGAAACUUUAAGUACUUCAUGGAUGUAGAUCAUGAUGUUGAGAAAAAUGUUACAACUGCUACUGGGUUUUCCGUAGAUGUAUUCAACACAUGCAUUCGUGCUUUACCAUAUGAAGUGCCUUACACAUUCAUUUUAUUUGACAACGCCAAUAAUUACGAUGAUCUUGUACAGAAGGUCUACAAUAAGGAAAUCGAUGGAGUUGUGGGCGAUUCAACAAUCUUGGCUAACAGAUCUGUGUAUGUGGACUUUACAUCGACUUACACUGACUUGGGUGUAGGAACACUAGCAAGAGUCAAGAAAGAAGACAUGUGGUUCUUCUUGAAGGCACUGGACAUGGGACUAUGGCUAACUGCUAUCGCUUCUCUUAUCCUAACUGGAUUUGUUAUUUGGGCUAUUGAAUGUUUGAAUCAAGAAUCCGAAUUCGAAUGCUCGCCAGCUCAGCGAAUUGGAACAAUCUUCUGGUUCAUCCUACUGACCAUCUUUUUUGCUCAAAGAGAGAAGUUGUCAAGCAAUCUGUCAAGAUUUGUAAUGUUUAUCUGGUUACUCGUGGUGCUUGUCUUGAUCACGAGCUACACAGCAACUUUGGCUUCACUUUUGACUGUAGAGCAAUUUGAAUUGGCAUCAAAAGGCAGGAUUGUGGGGUUUCAUGGAGGUUCUUUUAUGAGAGGAGUGACUGUCAGUAACGUGCACUUUGAAGGUCAUCAUAAGAGGGCAUACUACUCAUACGAGGAUUAUGCUCAUGCUUUAUCAGAAGAUGGUGAUGCUGAUGCCAUUGUUGAUGAAAUUCCCUAUAUCAAGAUGUUUCUUAGCAAAUACUCAGGUGAAUAUGCCUUGAUCUCCUCUCAACCUAUCACUUCUGGCUUUGCCUUUAUGUUCCAAAAAGGUUCGCCGUUGGUAGAAGACGUGUCAAGAGAAAUCGCCAGAAUGAGAUUAGAUGGUACUCUAGGAAGUUUGGAGAGUAAGUGGUUUGAUAAUCACUUAUUGGUUCCAGCCAGAAAUUCUACAAUGCCCCAAGCUUUGAAGCUUAAUAGAUUUGGUGGUCUUUUUAUUAUCAGUGGGGUCACUUCUAUUUUUGCCCUUAUCAUCUCUAUACUUUACAUACUUCAUGCAAAAAUGGAGGUCCAUAAUAUCAUCUCACUUCUAGGUGGACGUAAUUUGAUGUCCACUGUGAGGUAUCUUUUGUACAGAAACGUCAUGCGAAAAUAACUAAACAAUACCUGGUUGAUAUAACAAUUGAUAUUAAAGAUUUUUAAGUAUUUUUUAUUGGAAUGAAGAAAAGUUUCAGUUGAUCGGGCUCU